This is a messenger RNA of Marasmius oreades (fairy-ring Marasmius), 816 nucleotides long. RefSeq lists its product as uncharacterized. Gene Ontology annotation, molecular function: DNA-binding transcription factor activity, RNA polymerase II-specific; RNA polymerase II cis-regulatory region sequence-specific DNA binding. Gene Ontology annotation, cellular component: transcription regulator complex. The coding region runs from base 1 to 816 and encodes 271 amino acids. The transcript has a single exon. The record is from RefSeq and is a predicted model, not a curated record. Lineage: Eukaryota; Fungi; Basidiomycota; Agaricomycetes; Agaricales; Marasmiaceae. Gene Ontology annotation, biological process: regulation of transcription by RNA polymerase II.
AUGACUCUUCGUACUCGGAGAACGUCAAGCGGAACACCGUCCAGUUCUGGCGCUCCUUCACACCUUUCUGUUAUACCAGACAUACUCCAUCGACCUCAUCGCAAACUCACUUCAUCCGUAUCAGAAGUCGACCAUCCCUACUUCCCACCUUCUCAAGUCAAACACCACACCACUGCUACUAUGCUUGACGAAGUAGGAAAGCUGCAAUGUCUCCUACCCGACGCAACAGAUCAACAGCGAAUCGAGCAUCAGAUUUCCCGCAAUAUACUGGCUGCUCGUAGGUCCCGCCAAGCGAAGAAGCGAUACGUGAAGCAUUUGGAGGAGGCCGUUCAACAGUUGACUGUUGAGAGGGAUAAAUGGAAAACAAGAGCGGAGAUGCUUCGAAACAACGCCGAAGAAGAGACCUUGGAGAAACUUCCAGCCGAUGUAACGAACCUGCGGCACGGCGAAAUUCCAGCUACUCGUACGUUCCGCAAGGAUUUGGAGGAGACUGUAUACCAGUUGGCAACCGUAGCCGAGGAGAGCGAAACAAAAGUGGAGAUCAUGAUGUCCCGAGAUAACGAUGGGAAAGAAGAAAAACUGCAAGAGCUCCCACCGGAUGCAACUGACCAACAGCGGAUCGAGCGUCAGUGCUACCGCAAUACUUUAGCUGCUCGCAGGAGCCGCCAACAGAUGAAGCUGUACGUGCAGCAAUUGGGGGAGAACGUUCAGCAGUUGACCGGCGAGGCAGAUGAGUGGAAAACGCGAGCGAAGAUGUUUCGAGGUACACUCGAGAGUCAAGGAUUAGAGAUGCCUUGCCCGGAAUGGAGUGACUGA